CCAAUUUCAUCCACGAAUACGUGAAUUAUGAAUUAAAGUAGUAGUGUUCCCUAUAGGUCUAUUAAAAUAAUUGUUUCUGCAUCAUCACCGGCCAAAAAUUCAUACCCCACACACCGGCAACCGGAUCCACCGGUUAUCACAAGAAGAAGAAAUUUUCCAAUAUAUACACAAUACAAUCCAUAAGCAUGCACUCACCAUCAAUAUCAGAGUUCACACUUUAACCCUCCCUCUCUCUUGUGAAUUUCUCUCUCUCUCUCUCUCUCUCCCACAACCAUGCCCGGCCACAACGACUACUUCAACGUCCCCCUCCGCCGCGUCGCCAUCGGCAACCAGGACGAGUUCCGCCAUCCCGGCGCCAUCAAGGCCGCCGUAGCUGAGUUCAUCAGCACCCUCAUCUUCGUAUUCGCCGGCUCCGGCUCCGGCAUCGCCUACAACAAGAUCACCGGAAACGGCCCCACCACCCCCUCCGGCCUCAUCGUCGCCUCCGUCGCCCACGCUUUCGGCCUCUUCGUCGCCGUCUCCGUCGGCGCCAACAUCUCCGGCGGCCACGUCAACCCCGCUGUCACCUUCGGCCUCUUCGUCGGCGGCAACAUCACCCUCUUCCGCGGCAUUCUCUACAUCAUCGCCCAGCUCCUCGGAUCCGUCGUCGCCUGCCUUCUCCUCGGCUUCACCACCGGCGGCCUCGAAAUCCCGGCGUUCGGCGUCACCGGCGUGUCCGUGUGGAGCGCGUUCGUGUUCGAGAUUGUGAUGACCUUUGGGCUGGUUUACACGGUGUACGCCACCGCCGUUGACCCGAAGAAGGGGGAAAUCGGCAUAGUGGCGCCGAUUGCUAUCGGUUUCAUAGUGGGAGCAAACAUCCUGGCCGGCGGCGCGUUCACCGGCGCGUCGAUGAACCCGGCAGUGUCUUUUGGGCCUGCCCUGGUGAGCUUUACCUGGACCCACCACUGGAUCUAUUGGGCUGGGCCUCUCAUCGGAGGUGGGCUUGCCGGUAUUGUGUACGAGAUCUUUUUCAUGAGCCACACUCACGAGCCGUUGCCUGAGUACUGAUGACGUACGCCAAUCUGAGUUGAAAGGACGCUCUGUC
Messenger RNA from Striga asiatica, 1084 nucleotides. NCBI's taxonomy places the organism in Eukaryota, Viridiplantae, Streptophyta, Magnoliopsida, Lamiales, Orobanchaceae. The record is from the annotation of a GenBank genome assembly.